Molecule: messenger RNA, 756 nt
Organism: Symbiodinium necroappetens
Lineage: Eukaryota; Dinophyceae; Suessiales; Symbiodiniaceae
Source: the annotation of a GenBank genome assembly
AUGGGAAAGACCACGCAGCGUGCCUCGAAGAAGGAGGAGUCCAAGAAGCCCCGCAACUUCGUGCCGAAGUGGGAGUACUGGGGCAAGGCGAAGCUGGCGUCCUAUUGCAGCGAGGAUGGCGUCCCUUUCCACGUCGGGCCGGAGCAGGAUGAGAAGAAGUUCUUGCAAUUGGAGAGCAUCCGCGCAUCCCGGGAUGCGGGGAAUGAGGAGCUGUUCCGGCGCCCGGGCAUGGGCCUGACGCCGGAUGCCUCCAGUGUGGACGCCGGCUUCAAGCUCCUGGCACGGCACUUUGCCGGCGACUGGCCCGACGACGUGAAAGCGCGCCUCAGCAAGACCGGCCUGGUACAGCUCAAAAACUUUCUUGCGAGCUCGCAGGGUUCCGAGGUGGCGAAGGCAAUUUCGGUCCUCAACGUGGGCAAGUCCAAGCAACCCGACGAGAGCGACGUCAAGAAGGCCGUCAAAACUUUCGUAACCUUCGCGACCGGUGGGACCGAGGAUCUCGCGAAGCACUUGGGUCGCUUGGCGUCCAGCUCGGCCGUCCUGUACCUGUGCUCCAUGACCUUGCUGAAAGACCUGGCACUCUUCGACGAUCUACCCAGCUGGGCCAAAAGCAUCGAAGGCAAGCAGAGCAAAGCGGUUCAAGCGUGGGCGAAGCGACCUGGAGAUAAAGACAAACUUCAUGCUGCUCUGGUCCAGGAGCUCAUGGCGAAGAUCCGCAACAACCACAAGGAGAGUGGCAAAACGCUGAGCCUCUGA